Molecule: messenger RNA, 2241 nt
Organism: Exserohilum turcica Et28A
Lineage: Eukaryota; Fungi; Ascomycota; Dothideomycetes; Pleosporales; Pleosporaceae
Exons: 3
Coding region: 1-2241 (746 amino acids)
Biological process (GO): iron ion transport; intracellular iron ion homeostasis; copper ion import
Cellular component (GO): plasma membrane
Molecular function (GO): ferric-chelate reductase activity
Source: RefSeq, a predicted model, not a curated record
AUGCGCAAUUCCGCCUUUCCCGCAUCUCCACCCGACCCUGGCCAUGUACGUGUAGCGCAUGCCCUCUAUGCGGGUGAAUACUGCCCCUUGGCCUGCGAAACCACAAUCAACUAUGUGACUUUCAACGACACGCCCCCUUCGUCGUCUUGGCUCGUCAACCGAUGCCGAAGCGACAUGCACAUUACGUCGGUGUACCUAUGUUUCGAUGAAUUCUGCACACGAGACGGCGCAAUCGCAGACUGGAUCAAGACGCAGAGCUCCGCGUGCUACCAGACUGCAAACGUCACGUUGCCGCCUCUUCAACGUGUCCUGCAGCACUGGCAGCCACACGAAAAGGCCAAAGUCGAGAGGCUGCGUGCCCAACAGGCGCUCAAGUUCCCGUCGCUGAGCCACAUGGUCAUACCUGAACAUGCUUUCUUUCAGCGAGCCCUGAGCACCGUAGAAACUGCUGCCUGGGAGUACAAGAUACACCUUGUAUACGGAUGGUACAUGUACUACUUUUGGGCGGUAGUGGUUGCCACUGGCGUCGCAACCCAUCUGUGUUCGCUGAUAUGCGAGCUGCAAUACAAGAAGAACACAGCCUAUCCAAGGCUCCUCCGAGCCCAUCGCACCACCUCGGCCCCAACAAUUCGCAGCAUCUUGGCGUCAUUUCAGUCGCGCUGGCGACGCCAUGUUAGCAUGCCAGCUGCUUUUGGCCAUCGCUGCUCGCGGCCAUACGGCUGGUGCACCAUACCGCCUCGUCUCCAGUCACUCACCAUUCUGCUUUUCCUUGUCUUGAAUGUGGCCCUCUGUAGCUGCUCAUACCGUCUUACCCAGGGCAACCUCUACUGGCCACAAAAGUCUGCGCAGCUGCUGCGCUACGUUUCCGAUCGAACCGGCAUCAUUUCCUUGGCCAACUUUCCCUUGGUCUGGCUGUUUGGCAUGCGCAACGAUGCCUUGAUUUGGAUAACAGGGUGGGGUUUCGGUACCUACAAUGCAUUCCAUCGCUGGGUUGCGAGGCUCGCAACCCUGCAGGCUGUCGUACACAGCCUAGGCUACACUGUAAUGAUCCUCGAGCGUGAAGGUUGGCCAAGCUUCCAGCAGUAUUGGACCCAGCACUAUUUUUGGAAUGGCGAGAUUGCAACCAUUGCCAUGUGCGCUCUUCUUGCCUUCUCCCUAUACGGCAUCCGCCGAAAACACUACGACAUGUUCCUGAUAACGCACAUAUCGCUCUCCAUUGCGGCCUUAUGGUCCAUGUACUACCACGUUGAAAUCUUUACCGCUGGCGAAUGGAACAUCUUCAUCUGGCCAUGCCUUGUCAUCUGGAUUCUCGACCGCACUUUGCGUCUGGUUCGAAUUUUCGCUUUCAGUCGCAGACCACUCAGCACCGGGGCUAGAGCAACCUAUGACUCUGCCAGCAAUCUGGUGCGUUUGGAUGUGGAUGGGAGCCAAACUAUGAUGCCGCCUCAGCCAGGCUCGUACUAUUAUAUACACUUGCUCGAUGACAUACUCUAUGCUCAUCAGAACCACCCAUUUACUCUAGCGUUUGUAUCGUCCGAUGUGGCAUCGCCAGCUGCUCCUCUGACUCCACUAACCUCUAGCUCCGGACAACCGUACAGCCUUUCGGCUUCAUCUACCGAAUCGGACACACUGUUGGCGAACGAUGUAGUCAAGACCCCGUCGAAUCUGGUGUUUCUCGUGCGACCUUACAACGGCUUCACACGCCGGUUGAAGUCAAGCUGCCUCUUACACCCAAAGACGCUCCGUGUUCUUGUUGAUGGGCCGUACGGCCACAGCAUCCCUCUCCGUGGCUUUGCUAGUGUAUUGUUCGUUGUCGGCGGGACGGGCAUCACAGUACCGCUAUCCUAUCUUGCCCAUCUUCUUUCCGAUCCGUCGUCGCCCGUCCUUCGCGUCAAGAUUGCAUGGGCAGUCCGCGAACAUGGCUUUCUUGCCUCGGUACUGCGUGACUUUCAGAGUCUGCUGAGCGACGAGCGAGUUGAACUCGAGGUGCACAUAACACGCGACGAUGAGCUCAAGGACGAGGUUUUGGCAGAUGACCUUCAAAAUUUCAUCGUCAUGCCCCAUCGACCUGACGUGUAUCAACUUGUCAAAGAGGCGGCAGAGAAGGCACAGCACGAGCAACUAGCGGUUGUGGGAUGCGGGCCAGCCACCAUGGCUGAUGACGCUAGGCAGGCCAGUGUCCAUAUGCUGGCCGUGGGUUUUACAGGCAUAGAGUAUUUUGAGGAAAGCUUCAAAUGGUAG